Messenger RNA from Drosophila mauritiana, 4799 nucleotides. It is a transcript of the gene KrT95D, whose product is annotated as phosphofurin acidic cluster sorting protein 2. The record is from RefSeq and is a predicted model, not a curated record. The transcript has 11 exons. The coding region runs from base 1060 to 4593 and encodes 1177 amino acids. Gene Ontology annotation, biological process: protein localization to plasma membrane. NCBI's taxonomy places the organism in Eukaryota, Metazoa, Arthropoda, Insecta, Diptera, Drosophilidae.
UCCGCUUCCCAUCGCAAAAAGCGGAAGCUGCGACAUAGCUGCUCCGCAACAUUUAGCCCAAUAAAACGUGCCGAAACGCAUAAAUAUUUGAUGAAAACAGCUCCAAUCGUAAAUAAUAACCCAAUCAGUUUGAUCUGGGAUCGACUUGCGAUAAAAACGCGCGCGAGUGCUGAAUAGAAAGAGAGCGAGUGCCGCCUUUUGACUGCUCCCCGAAAUUCGUGGCGUUUUCUUUUUUGUUUAUGCGCGCAAGAGAGAGCAAAGCAUAAAGUGCGCGCACACCAACACAGUCACACGCGCGCACACAGAAGUGGGGAUUUGCGAAAAUCUCGUCUAUGUGUGUGUGUGCGCAUAGCAUUUGCACACAUUGUUAUUGUUGGGACGUGAUACAGAGAGAGUGGCGAGAGCGAGAGAGUGAGGCAGCUGAACUGGGGCCAGAUUUAUAACGCGACAUUCGCACUUUUACUCUGGAGCAUGACGGUUCUUUCGCGGCACAUUCGACGCGAUCCAAAGCUGCAGCACAAGCAGCAGCAGCUUCCGAGUCCGUUCCGAAUCCAAAUCCGAUUCCGAUUGCGAGUCGCUAGCAGCCGAAGAGGAGGAGCUGUCUAAUCCGCAACAGAUUCCGCAGCGCGUACAUACAUAUUGAUUCAGUGCGAGUGCAGUUGCAGCGCGCGCCCCAUCACAACAACAAGAAAGAAAGAACGAAAGAAAGAAGAAAAACACACCCCCACCAACCACCCCUCGUUUUUCACUGUGUAUACUACAGCUUUUCGCUUAAUUUUUUAAGGCGGCGGCACGCCCUUCCCCAACGUGCGUGUAUGUCCGUGCGUGCGUGUGUGUAUGUAUGUAUUGGCGGGCUAACCCAGAAAAUCGACAAAAAAAACUUUCGAAAUAUUGAAUUGUGAAAACUAUCAGAAAAUCUGAAAGCUAUGUGCCUGCUCGACAUAUAUUCCCCAGUUUGCAUCGAAAUAAUGUGCACCCCAAGUACAUAAACAACAGUUUAGAACACACCUCGUGUACACGAAAAAAAUACCUUUCGACGAGAACCAGCAAAGAAACAACAUGAAGAUGGUCGAUAAGUCGUCCAAGUUGGUGGAUAAAUUUGCCGUAAUCAGCGGCACCGGCGGCAGCGGCCCUGGAGGCGGUCCGCUCAACCUGCAAGGCGGCGGAGGAGGAGGCGUCUCCGGCGGCGGAGGAGGAGUCUCCGGAUCUGGUGGCUUAUCCGGCACGGCUGGCUUGUCCGCCGGAGCUGGCAUGACCACCAGCCAGAAACCGGUGCCCAUGAAGCUAUUCGCCGCCUGGGAAGUGGACCGAACGCCGCCCAAUUGCAUCCCAAGACUCUGUUCGCUGACAAUAACACGUCUGUCCAUCUUGACUCCGCUGCCCGGUGACACCACCUCCUUAUCGCUGGCGGUGAAGAUGCAGAGCUCAAAGAGAACGCUGCGCAGCCACGAGAUUCCCAUCAACGGCCUGGCCCUGACUUCAUCCGCCUCCCUGCAGGGCAACUCGCCGAUGUCGGUGGCCGGAGGAGCUGGUGGCGGUGGUGGUGGUGGUGGCACACCGGGUAGUGCGGGCACUGGAGGCGGACUGGGCAUGGCUGUGCCCUUGACGGAAACCGAGCUGGACUUGCACUUCAGUCUGCAGUAUCCGCACUUUAUCAAGAGAGAUGGCAAUAGACUGGUUAUUUUACUGCAACGCCGCAAAAAAUACAAAUCACGCACCAUUUUGGGCUAUAAAACGCUGGCCGAGGGCAUCAUUCGCAUGGACGCGGUGCUCCAGAAAUCGAUGGACAUGAUCAUCGAGCUCACCGCUUCCGGGAAGAAUGGCAGACCGGGCACCGUGGUUGCCUGUCUGCGAGCAGAGCGCGUUUCUUCCAUUCCAGUUGACCAUGACAAUAAGAACAACAACAGCGUCCUGCUGGCAGAUCGCGUUGCUGAGUACUCCGACGAGGACGAGGAGGCCGAGUUCAGUUCGGGCGAAUUCAACGACGAGGCCAACGAACUGGGCCUGAUCCGGGGCUACGAUCCCAAGGAUCCGAGGGACUACAACCAUCCGGCCAAGCAUGAUAUGCGCAAGUAUCGCAACAAGCUGCAGCGCUCCGGAAUCGAGGACUGCGCCUUAGUGGGUCAUCAUCCCGGCAGCAUCCAGCACCAUCAUCCCGGCGUCGUCGUCGAUAGCGAUAGCGAGUUCGAGAUGAAGGACAAGAGCUCGUCACGGGCCAAGUUUAGCCGGACGAUCUCGCUGCAGCAGCGAAACUUCAAGCAGAAGAUCGUUGCACUUUUGAAGCGGUUCAAGGUGAGCGAGGAGCUGGAGGGCGAGUCCGGUCAUCGAGGCACGGCGGCGCUGCGCGGUGAACGCGACCUGGAUGCACUCUUCCAGGAGCUGGAGUCGCUGUCCUGCUGCGAGGGCGACGACUCCGGACCGGACAUGGACAGCAUAUCGGUGGGCUCCACGCCGAAGCCAUCGCUGCGUCCCUUCUUCACCAACUCGCGGAUUAUGCUGCACGACAACAUCACCGGAAACGGCGGAGAUCUGAGCCAAUUGGUGGGCGGUGGCUCUGGGCCCGGAACCGGAAACGCUGGCAACUCUGAGCGCCGAUCAUCGGAUAAGAGCGACCAAUUGACCAAUUCAUCUUACAAUCUUGAAAAUAACAAAAACCAAAAAUGCAUUCAUUUAACAAACAAUAACAAUUCGGCAACAACACCAGAUCGCGGUGGUAAUGACAGCUCCGGCAAUGAGGGCAACGCUGGCUAUACGGAUGGCCAGAAUUCCGAUCCGCAAAACAGUCCGCCCAGGGACAAGGACUACCUGCGCCUGCAGCAGAUGCAGCAGCAGCAGUUGACCCCAGUGAGCUCAGUGGCUGCCAGCAUGGGUAGCGGGAGCGUGAUAACGCCCGCUCAAACGGAAAAGCGUUCACGAUUGUUCCGAACUUCCAGCAAUACUCCGGCAAACACAGGAAGUGGUGGCAACAGUGUCAGUGCCAUUAGCGCAUCGGGAGGCGGCAAGAGGAAGCACACCCUGAGCCUGAGUGCCGAGCCGAGAUCCGUGCUAGAGACUUGCCUGUCGCCCACCAACGUGGAGCCACGCAAGCUGCUGCUCGACCAGUUGAGUCGCGUGUUCGCCGGCGAGGACAGCGCCAUUCCGGAGGUGGUGACCAUCAUUAGCCCGCCGGAGGCGUUAGGCGGCAGUGCGCUGCUUGCCAAACUGGUCACGCUCUUUGCCAACUCCUUCAAGCCGGCCUUCGUGCCGCAGAACACUGCCGAGGUCAAGGCGGUGCUGCAGGCGCUCAUGGCCAAGAUCCAGAAGUAUUGUAACUCCAACGCCAAGCCACCGCACACGGUGAAGGUGCUGUUGAUUGGUGGAGAUUGGCUGCAGGGAGCCACUCUGCGACACUACGUCGAACUGAUGGGAGUGCGCCCUCCAGAUUGGCUGAAUCACCUGCGCUUCUACCUGGUGCCCGUCGGCGGCAGCUGCGGCAGCGUGGCCCGCCAUCUCAGCCAGAUGGAUCAGGCGUACGCGGUGAUGUUCGGUUCGGACAACUGGACGCAGCUGUGCGAACGGGCGGCAGCUACAGCGGCAGCGGUCAGUGCGGUGACCACAGUGAAUGCCACCGCGCUGACAACCAACCUCGCGGAUGCGGCGGGUGUUGCCAAGUCCGACAUCGCAGAAUUGGUGCAGCGUAUUCAGCGAUACCUGCUGGCGGCAGGACCCUGCACGCAGAUACCCAUUGCCGAAGCUAUGGUUAACUACAAGGACGAGGACUCCUGCCAGAUAUUUGUGCCGUUUGUUAGUGAUGUUCGCAUUGGUUAUCUGGACGCCCAGGCCUCGCUGGAUCUUGAAGAAAAUGUAGCUGGCUCCAACGCGGUCGGCAGUGGACUGGGUUCUGGAUCCGCUUCAAGCUCAGCCAUCCCCAUUGGCAGCCAGAGCUCGCCGAAUGUGCACGGCGUAGUGUCUGGCUCGCCGCCCCAGCAGCAGACCUUGGGACGCAUCUCACCGCCUCUGCAAACGCCACCGUCAUCCGCAUCCUCUCAUCGGGAGAGAAAUACCAGUGAAUCCCUUAGUACGCCAUCGUCGGUGCAGCAGCAGACUUUCAGUGGAGCUCUUGCGGCGGCCGAAGCAGUGGAACUGCAAGUUGACUAUUGGCCCCUGGUGAGGCCGGGCGAAGGUCACGCCAAGGAGUCUAAGGGUGGCUUGUCCAAGGGUAGCGACGCUGGCGGCAAGAAUAGCAUUAAGAGUACGUUUAGGAACCUGCAGGUGUGGCGUCUGCCACAGCAUGCACAGCAAUUGGGUGAUAUGUUCAAUGGACUGACUGUUAGUUUCGCCACCAAGGAAAAGAAGCAGAAGCAAAUUAUGCGCUUGGGCAAAAAGAAGGAUAAGGAGCGUGAUCUCGAGAAGGAGCAAUGUGUGGAGGGCGUGGCCCGUUUGAUUUGCUCACCGAAACAAUCGCAUCCAGUGCCACUGCGAGUGUACAUUGAUGGCACCGAGUGGACGGGAGUCAAGUUCUUCCAAGUAUCGUCGCAAUGGCAAACGCACGUCAAGAACUUUCCGAUUGCGCUCAUCGGCUGCACUCCCAUGUCCUGUGCUGAAUUAUCCUAGUCAUUUUAACCCCCGACCUCACACGGGACACUCCCAACUCCCACAAACAACACAGAUAUACGGACACAAAAACUGAAAUGUGCUCGGAGCAAGGGAGCCAGUCACUUGCGCGGCAAUAAAUAUUAUAAAACUGAAAAGAAUGAUAAUUUAUUUAUAACUAGUGUUUGUAAAUUUUUAGUUAAUAAACCGUUAGCCUGUAACGUUCA